AUGCCUCAAGCACCACAACAACAGCCUCAACCCCAACCACAACAUCCAGUCUCUCCUACAGCCACCAGAAAACCCAGAUCAUCAACACCAAAACCAUCAAAGUCUACAAAGUCUGAUGCCCCUUCCACUAAGAAGACCAGAACCUCUGUUGCUACACAAAAAAGAAGGAGACUGGUUGCAGCUUAUGAUUAUGAUGAUCUUGAACCUUCACAUGCACCAAACUCUGAACCUUCACAGGCCAGUCCUCAAUCAAAGCCAGCUAGAUUUAAGAGAAGGGCAAACAAGCCUAAGAGGGCAAAGUUUCCUGAGGGUGUCAUUAUUCAUGAUACAGCACCAGAAAACUACAAAUCAGAUGCUGUCAUUGAAGACUCUGACAAAGUAGCUUUGGAAGCACUGCAGUCUCUUGCAAAGGCUAGUGAAGAGCCUAGCAAAUCAUCAUCAAAAUCUGCAGCUCAUGAAAAAUCUGUUCCAGAUCCUGUUAAAAAUGUUGAAGAUCCUGCAUCUGAUGAUGAUGAGGAUGAUAACAGUUCAGAUGAUGACAAUGAUGAUGAAGAUGAAGUCCCUCUGUCUCAUCAGCAACAAAAGGUUUUCAAAGAUCUCAUAUCCAAAGAUGAGAAGAGACCAGUUCUCAGGCCUCUACAAAUUCCAGCUCCACUAAGAGCUAGACUGAACAUGCCUCAAGCACCACAACAACAGCCUCAACCCCAACCACAACAUCCAGUCUCUCCUACAGCCACCAGAAAACCCAGAUCAUCAACACCAAAACCAUCAAAGUCUACAAAGUCUGAUGCCCCUUCCACUAAGAAGACCAGAACCUCUGUUGCUACACAAAAAAGAAGGAGACUGGUUGCAGCUUAUGAUUAUGAUGAUCUUGAACCUUCACAUGCACCAAACUCUGAACCUUCACAGGCCAGUCCUCAAUCAAAGCCAGCUAGAUUUAAGAGAAGGGCAAACAAGCCUAAGAGGGCAAAGUUUCCUGAGGGUGUCAUUAUUCAUGAUACAGCACCAGAAAACUACAAAUCAGAUGCUGUCAUUGAAGACUCUGACAAAGUAGCUUUGGAAGCACUGCAGUCUCUUGCAAAGGCUAGUGAAGAGCCUAGCAAAUCAUCAUCAAAAUCUGCAGCUCAUGAAAAAUCUGUUCCAGAUCCUGUUAAAAAUGUUGAAGAUCCUGCAUCUGAUGAUGAUGAGGAUGAUAACAGUUCAGAUGAUGACAAUGAUGAUGAAGAUGAAGUCCCUCUGUCUCAUCAGCAACAAAAAUGGUCUCAGAACAGAGGUAGCCAGUUUCAAGGAAACUCAAAAUAUGGACAAGAAAAGGCACUUGCUACCUCUAAAGGAAGACAUGAAGAAGCUGGUGUCUGCCAAUGA
Daucus carota subsp. sativus is the source of this 1365-nucleotide messenger RNA. RefSeq lists its product as uncharacterized. The record is from RefSeq and is a predicted model, not a curated record. The transcript has 7 exons. The coding region runs from base 1 to 1365 and encodes 454 amino acids. Lineage: Eukaryota; Viridiplantae; Streptophyta; Magnoliopsida; Apiales; Apiaceae.